Acyrthosiphon pisum (pea aphid) is the source of this 5702-nucleotide messenger RNA. RefSeq names its product KCNQ potassium channel (gene KCNQ). Bases 1814 to 4030 code for a protein of 738 amino acids. Gene Ontology annotation, biological process: potassium ion transmembrane transport. NCBI's taxonomy places the organism in Eukaryota, Metazoa, Arthropoda, Insecta, Hemiptera, Aphididae. Gene Ontology annotation, cellular component: voltage-gated potassium channel complex; membrane. The transcript is spliced from 13 exons. Gene Ontology annotation, molecular function: voltage-gated potassium channel activity. The record is from RefSeq and is a predicted model, not a curated record.
AAAUGAUUUUAAUUCUUUGUUCGGUACGAUAACAUUCCGAAUAGCCUUUAACGUAAUCUUAUCUGACGACGGAUUAUUAAAUUUUCCAUAUACGUGAUUUCGGUAACUAUAAGCGAUUGUGGUUGAUAGAUUUUGGUUGUAUUUGACGUAUAUUAUUUUACAUAUUAAAAAACUAUUUAUGUUCUAUUAUUUAUUCUUUGAAUGGGUCACAUAACAAAAAAAUAAAACAUGGGGGUCACGAAUUCAAAAAGGUUGAAAACCACUGUGUUAGAUGUGGGCACAAAAUCCUCUUAACGCUUUUUAACUCCUUUUAACCCUUGCAGGAAUUUUCUUCCGUUGUGUUCGAAAACAAACAAAAGUCAACAGCACAGUGGAGCUAAAAAGCCAUCUUCCGUUCUCUGGUAUAGGAACGUUUAAAAAAUCCACUGUGAACAAGACCACAGUCAUGUCAGUUUUUCUACAUCGUAACGUUUAUUAGUUAUUACAACGAAAUGUAAUCUUAUAUGUUGCUUUCUGUACACAAAGUACAUAAUAUUAUCAUUACUACUAUAGUUCAGAAAGAAAACCAACUUCGAGUCGUAGUCGCCUCGUGACGCCAAAAAGCACCACCAAUAUAUUAUUAAAGGUAAAUUUCAGACCACAACUGUGAAUUUUCUUUUAUCACCUGCAUUGUCUCGUCUUCUGUUCGGUCGGGUUGAAACUAAACGGGUUGCGGGAGGUCGGCUAAAUGAUAUACCUAUGUAUAAUAAUAAUAAUAUGUGCACUGCAUGCGGCGGGGUGGCUGUUUGUGGUGGAGGGUGGUGGUUUGCGGUGGUAGAGCGGUUUGUGGUGGAGGGGCGGUUUGCGGCGAAAGGGGUCGUGGGUUUUCGUAGGGACGGGCCGCCGGCGCGACGGCGUAUAAAGUGCGCCGCCGUCGCGCCGCGCGCGUUCCUUUGGGCGACUACACACACCACGCCACUAUCCGCGCGUACGCACACCACCGACCGACCGAGUCCAUCUCGUCCACGCCAUUCAGUCGCACAACUGUUGCUCGACCGACCACGCCGCCGUUCGUGCCCCUCCCCCGCUGUGGACAAUCGUCAGAGUGAAAAUGUUAUCGUCGUGGAUCGUGAAUAAUAAUUUUAAAUAAAAUCUUCGCCGCCGUAUCGUCGUCGUCGUCUUAAUUUUCACCUGGUCUCACUUAUCUCCGAUCGUCUCCUCCGUCCGGUCAACUAUCAUCGGGUCGGUCGUCUGGAUGUGAGUGCGUUUUUCCAGUGCGUUCAUAUAUUUUUUUAUUGUUAAUCACUUGCGAGACGGCCCUGAUAGGCGCGAUUUUAUAUGACGCCACGAUGACGCUACGGUCAACGAUCGGUGAGACGACCACCGCCGAUGCCACGGUGACGACCACGACCACGACCACGGUUAUUGUUGUCGCCGUGUACGCGAACCGGAUAAUGCCGAAAUCCCACUGAACCCGUCGCGACGCCUGAGUGCUCAACGUAUAUUCAUACACGUCCGUAGUCGUUAUUGUUGUUGGUGUUAGGUUGACAGAAAAUAAACUUAUAACCGGAUUUGCGACGCACGUCCCGGAGACCACGUGGCCAUACUGAUGGUUGUCCUCUGACGGUUUCGCAGUGGCGACUCGUACCGCCGCCGUCUCAGCCACGGCAAACGUUGUCUCAGCAGCCACUAUUGCCGCCGACAACACCGCCGCCGCCACUGAGGCCGACACUGACAUCGAAGCCGACAUGACGUCGCACUUCGCCGAUCGGAGGUCGUGAGUACGCCAGCUGGCGUACCGCGCUCAGAAAGCCAUGUGCACGGCGGCCACCGGAUGUUGGCGUGGCCGUUUUGUGUCGACAUGAACCGCGCCGAAGAGGUGCAGCUGUUUCGCAAGUCCAGGGAAGUAUCACUGAGGAGCAACGGCAGUGGAACAGGGACCGGUGGGGCGGGCGGGUCGCCCAUCGUCGACAGGGUCGCGUCCACCGAACUGAAGCAGCUGCAGCAACAGCAUCAGCAACGUCCACGCGUUGGAUGUACGGGCGGCGUUGGCGGGAUCGGUGGCGGCGGCGGUGGUGGCCAACCGGAAGUGGACUGCGACGAGCGGCGUCGGCAACAGCGGUUUGACGGUGGCAAGCAGGAAGCCGCACCGGACCAACAGGUCCGGCCACCGCACCACCACAGGCGGAUGCCCAGGUUCGGUGAGGCGCACCACCGGCGGGUGCCCACGCCGCUCAAGAAGCGCCGGCAGCCGCGCGAGGACUUCGCCGACCCGCCGACGCCGAGCAGCGAUGCCGACGACGCGGCCAUUGUCGAGGUGGUGACCGCCGGCGGCGAUGCCAAACCACCCGCCCCGCCCGGUGUCCCCGACCCAUAUUACCCAAUUUACCUGCCCAUCGACCAGGCGUUCAAGGCCAAGUACGUGUUCCACCAGCGGAAGGGCAAGACUUUCCAGGAGAAGGUCUACGUGUUCCUUGAACACCCGUGCGGAUGGAUCUGUUUCAUUUACCACUUCGCUGUGUUCAUGGUCGUUUUGGUGUGCCUGAUUUUCAGCGUACUAUCGACGAUCGACGAGUAUUCCGGGUUUGCGAACGAGACGCUAUUUUGGAUGGAAAUUUGCCUGGUCGUGUUUUUCGGCGUCGAGUAUAUGAUACGAUUAUGGUCAGCCGGUUGCAGGUCCAAGUACAUGGGCACUUUCGGCAGGUUCCGUUUCGUCCGGAAACCCAUAUGCAUCAUCGAUCUAAUCGUUGUCGUAGCGUCAAUCGUGGUCUUAUCGAUCGGUUCCAACGGACAGGUGUUUGCCACAUCGGCGAUAAGAGGCAUUAGGUUUCUACAAAUAUUGAGAAUGCUUCACGUGGACCGUCAGGGUGGUACAUGGCGGCUUCUCGGCUCAGUUGUAUUUAUUCAUAGACAAGAGCUCAUCACUACGUUGUACAUAGGAUUUUUAGGUUUAAUAUUUAGCAGCUACUUUGUUUACCUUGCUGAAAAAGAUGCGGUCAGUAAGGACGGGAAAUCCAGAAACGAUUUUUCCAGCUACGCGGACGCGCUCUGGUGGGGAGUGAUUACCGUUACGACGAUAGGUUACGGUGACGCAGUGCCUCAGACGUGGAUCGGCAAGAUCGUCGCCUCGUGUUUCAGCGUAUUCGCGAUUUCGUUCUUCGCUUUACCAGCUGGCAUAUUGGGUUCUGGGUUCGCAUUGAAAGUGCAGCAAAAACAACGGCAGAAGCAUUUCAACCGGCAAAUACCUGCGGCCGCGAUGCUGAUACAAUGCCUGUGGAGGUGCUACGCGGCGGAUAAAUGUUUCAACAGCCAAGCCACUUGGGACAUUUACAUCAAGGAACCGGGACACCCGAAAGAUAACUCGUCGUUGAGUAAAUCUUUGAUCAUGCAAGUAGCGAAGCGCGCCAGCGUCUUGAAGCGGAAGAGAUCAAAAAGCAAAAUGGACACACCCGGAGCGACGAAUAAUAAUAGGGAUUGCCCGCAAGCUCAAACUUUACCCCCACCGCCCAGAAGGGAAAGUGACGGAGAAGUCGUUUUCUACAUAGAAGAACCCAAAGCGACCACUCCAAAUCGUGUUAGAAGAGAAGCUAGAGGAUAUGUCAGCCAGACGAGUUCCGUGACGGAAGCUGCAAGCGACGAAGUCGACUUGGAAAUGGAACCAGAGCGAGUGACCACGUUAACCGACGUACACAAAAAUGCUAUUCGAGCUAUUAGAAAGAUCAAAUAUUUUGUAGCCAGAAGAAAAUUUCAACAAGCUAGAAAACCAUACGAUGUACGUGAUGUUAUCGAACAAUACAGCCAAGGUCAUUUAAAUAUGAUGGUUCGAAUAAAGGAAUUACAAAGAAGGUUAGAUCAAACGCUCGGAAAGCCAGGAAGCUACCUGGCAGGAAUUGACCGAUCAGGCAAUGUUAAGCCUAUGACAAUUGGUGCUCGUUUGUAUAGACUAGAACAGCAGCUAUCCAUUAUGGACAAGAAGCUGGACCAGUUGGUGUACCUUUUAAACGUCCAAACGCACAGACAACAGUUUCCGGCCUUAGAAGAACAAGUUUAAACGUUUUAAAAUAAUAUCAAAACGUCUCUUUUUCAUAGAUCACCCGACCAAUGUUAUUAUUUUAUUAAGGAACAAAACAAACUUCUUACAGUCACGCAAAAUUAAUGUACACAUAUCUUUGACUAAAAAAAGCUUUAUCUGGUAAUUUUAUCCUUUCGAUGACGUAACAACAUUAUUGGUUGUUGAAAGACAAAAACUGUAAUAAUAAAGACAAAUAAUAAUAAUAAUAAUAAUAAUAAUAAUAACAAUAAUAAUAAUAUUUAGACGAAAAUAAAUAUUUUUAUGAGAACCCUUGUUUGAAGCAUUCUUAUGACGGAACCUAAUUUUAGGCUAAUGCACAAUAAAAUUAUUAAUAAUAUAUUAUAUUUAAAUAUAAUUAUCGUUAAAUAAAUCUAAAACACUAUUUUUCUAUGUCUAUUUAAUACAAAAAUCGUACUUGAAUUAAUAUUAUAAAUAUAUUUAAUUAUUCUAACAAUAAAAUGUUAAAAUAUGCUUUGGCAGUAAUUUAGUGUAAAUCACUUAAAUAAAUAUCUCUCAUAAACACUUAAAUAUAAAAUAAAAUUUAGUUAUUAGUUUUUUUUUAUAUAACGACUGGUGAUUCCUUUAGGCUUAAUUAAUUCGAAUUUUAUACAUUCUUAGGGUUACAUGGAUAUUGAUAUGUGGUAGUUGGUAAAAACAAAUUGAGCUUAUAGGUGUUAGGUAUAGUUUUAAUCAAAUAAUCUGUUAUUUAUUGAAAUUAUAUUUAUUUAUGUGGCAGAGCGUAAACAUUCUUCAAACGUUUAUUUGAUAGUAAUUCAAAAAAGCAAUAAUUAAAAACAUUUACUCGGUGUUCAAACGAAUAAUAAUAAUAACGACAAACCCAAACCCUUAAUAUAAUCAACAUCUACCCAGUUUGUUUUUAUUUUACAUUUCGAAAUCGAUAAGUUUCAGAAACUUCUUUAUUUAUAUGAAAUAUAUUUUCUUAUUUUAAUCUGUAUCUAAACCGUAUCCCUGAAAGUUUCCCGGCUCGCACAGUGACCAAAAUUAGUUUGAAAAUUAAACAAUCAAGUAUAAGACUAAAAUUAAAACAUAUUAUUUUUCAUAAUAGAAUACUUUUUUUUCAUUUUCUUUUUUUAUUGGGACCAAUAAACUCCAAUAACAAGGAUAAUUUUAAAACGUUAUAUCAAAAAAUUCUAAAAAAAAUAUGUAAUAAUUAUUAUAAUAAAAGUUAAAAUUGAGUGUACCGUAUUAUUACCUACCUAUGUAUUUAGAAAAAAUAUGUUCUCAUUUCAUUCGAACACCAAUAAUGCCAUAUAGUUUUAAUCAACUAUUAUAUUAGAUUGAAUAUCAUACAAAUUACGAGUUAACAAAAAAUAGAUUUUUAAAAAAAUAAAAAUAAUUUAAAACUUUAUAUACGUAGUUUUAUCUGUCGAGUUUAACAAAUAAGAAGUUGACUACGUUAGGUACAUUUUUUCACAAUUACUAAAUUCGAAAUAAAAUCUUCAUGUGUAUAGGUACUUUGCAGUGUUUUCAACAUUAUCAUCUACAAAUGAAAACAACCCGCUUACGUUCAAUUACGAAUCGGAAAUAAAUAAAAUAAUAAUUUUUUUGUAUGAAUACUUAAUGUAAUUUACUGUUCUAUUGCUCCCUAUUAUGUUUGUGUACCCUGAAACAAGACAAUAGGUUAUAACUU